Chionomys nivalis (European snow vole) is the source of this 1745-nucleotide messenger RNA. RefSeq names its product interleukin 11 receptor subunit alpha (gene Il11ra). Gene Ontology annotation, biological process: cytokine-mediated signaling pathway. Gene Ontology annotation, molecular function: cytokine receptor activity; protein binding. Gene Ontology annotation, cellular component: external side of plasma membrane; membrane. The record is from RefSeq and is a predicted model, not a curated record. The transcript has 13 exons. NCBI's taxonomy places the organism in Eukaryota, Metazoa, Chordata, Mammalia, Rodentia, Cricetidae. Bases 98 to 1384 code for a protein of 428 amino acids.
UUCUGGGGUCCCAGGACUGAGUGGAGAGGAGACAGUGCUGGAGGCUGUAGGAGGAAGUCUUGGAGACCAUGGACACUCAGCCACUGUGAUUAUCGAGAUGAGCAGCAGCUGCUCAGGGCUGAGCAGGGUCCUGGUGGCCGUGGCUACAGCCCUGGUGUCUUCCUCCUCCCCCUGCCCCCAAGCCUGGGGUCCUCCAGGGGUCCAGUAUGGGCAGCUGGGCAGGUCCGUGAUGCUGUGUUGUCCUGGAGUGAAUGCAGGGACGCCAGUGUCCUGGUUUCGGGAUGGGCAGUUAAGGCUGCUUCAGGGACCUGACUCUGGACUAGGACACAGACUGUUCUUGGCUCACGUGGACAGCACUGACGAGGGCACUUACGUCUGCCAGACCGUGGAUGGUGCACUUGGGGGCAUGGUGACCCUGAAGCUGGGCUUUCCCCCAGCUCGUCCCGAGGUUUCCUGCCAAGCAGUAGACUAUGAAAACUUCUCCUGUACCUGGAGUCCCAGCCAGGUCAGCGGUUUGCCCACCCGCUACCUUACUUCCUACAGGAAGAAGAUCCUACCAGGAACUGAGAGUGAGAGGGAAAGUUCAUCCACAGGGCCUUGGCCAUGCCCACAAGACCCUCUAGAGGCUUUCCGAUGUGUGGUCCAUGGGGCAGAGUUCUGGAGUGAGUACCGGAUCAAUGUGACUGAGGUGAACCCACUGGGUGCCAGUUCAUGCCUACUGGACGUGAGAUUACAGAGCAUCUUACGUCCCGAUCCACCCCAGGGACUGCGGGUGGAAUCAGUACCUGGUUACCCAAGACGCCUGCAUGCAAGCUGGACAUACCCUGCUUCCUGGCGCCGCCAACCCUACUUCCUGCUCAGGUUCCGGCUACAGUAUCGUCCAGCGCAGCAUCCAGCAUGGUCCACGGUCGAGCCAAUUGGCUUGGAGGAGGUGAUAACGGAUGCCGUGGCUGGGCUGCCCCAUGCGGUACGAGUCAGUGCCAGGGACUUUCUGGAUGCUGGCACCUGGAGUGCCUGGAGCCCAGAGGCCUGGGGUACUCCUAGCACUGGUCCCCUGCAGAAUGAGAUGUCUGAUGGGAACAAACAGUUGCAAGAGGCAAUAGGUCAGGAGGACGGUCCCACCCCUCCAAGGCCAUCCUUGCAGCCAGACCCAAGACCGUUUGAUCACAGAGACCCCUUGGAGCAAGUGGCUGUGUUAGCAUCUUUGGGAAUCUUCUCUUUCCUUGGCCUGGCUGUUGGAGCCCUGGCACUGGGGCUCUGGCUGAGGCUGAGACAGGGCGGGAAGGAUGGACCUCAAAAACCUGGGUUCUUGGCACCAAUGAUUCCAGUGGACAGGAUUCCAGGCAUUCCAAACCUGCAGAGGACCCAGGAGAACUUCAGCUGAUCGUCCGGCUGGGGUGGUUAAAUGGAUGGGCAGAAAAGGAGGCAGAGCAGUGUGGACCCCGAUGGAUGGAGAUCUCAGCUGGAAGUCUGAAGCCCUUUUCUUUGAGACCCUAUACUCCAAGCUUGCUGCCAGCUGAAUGCUGCCUGGACUUCUGAUGUCAUCCUUGAGGUGGAAGUUCACCCGAAGAGCGUGUAGAGAUGUGCAUGUCUGUGUCCACCUGUGACUGUGCAUACGUGAGAUAAGGAACAGACAUUCUCUGUAUGUGUGUAUAUAGAUGCUCGGAGAGUGUGUGCAGACCUUGGCCUUGGCCCUGGUGGAGACUGUGAAGAGUUGAAAUAAAGAGAAUGAAGGAGUUUUUGGA